Molecule: messenger RNA, 315 nt
Organism: Brassica napus (rape)
Lineage: Eukaryota; Viridiplantae; Streptophyta; Magnoliopsida; Brassicales; Brassicaceae
Product: late embryogenesis abundant protein 50-like
Exons: 1
Coding region: 1-315 (104 amino acids)
Source: RefSeq, a predicted model, not a curated record
AUGGUCUUAGCUGCCAUAAAAGAGGUGGAAGCUAGAGCUACUGGAGAGAGCGGCGGUAGUAUAACAGCCGUGGCAAAUGAGGCGGUUACUCGUAACAAAAAGAUAGGUAAAGAAGAUGAGAAUAAGAUUCAUCUGCGCGAUAUUAUCGCGGAGAUUGAUGUGAAGAUAACAAGAGAUAGAUCAGUAACAAGUGAAGACGCGGAAGCAGUGGUUCAGGCUGAGCUCACUCAUCCUCCCUACAACCAUAUUAUUCCUGGAGGCGUCGCUGAGUCUGUCACUGCAGCUUAUAGAUUAAAUCGCAGUCCCUCUCUAUGA